Messenger RNA from Pseudogymnoascus destructans, 3070 nucleotides. RefSeq lists its product as uncharacterized. Lineage: Eukaryota; Fungi; Ascomycota; Leotiomycetes; Thelebolales; Thelebolaceae. Gene Ontology annotation, cellular component: plasma membrane. The transcript is spliced from 3 exons. Bases 132 to 2807 code for a protein of 891 amino acids. Gene Ontology annotation, molecular function: calcium-activated cation channel activity. The record is from RefSeq and is a predicted model, not a curated record.
CUUCCCUCUUCCCUCAUCCCCCACCGAAAGAACGAGGCCAACAAUAACAUAAUUCACCAUCAAUUUGAGCUUUCAUUACUUUCCAUUCUUGCCAUCGCGAGCGAGCUUCUCCCAACCCCAAAUCGCCCAUCAUGGACGGCCUCUUCAGCAGAGCAGAUGAGGCGUCUCCCACCGACUCCGACAAGGACACCUCCGUAUCCGGUCUCGUCGCGACCCUGAUCCCGGCCUUGGUCGUCGCCCUCGUCUAUGUCGCCAUCUUCCUGGUCCUGCGUCGGUCGCACCGCCGCUUCUAUGCCCCGAGAACCUACCUCGGGACUCUACGCGACAGUGAGCGCUCCCCAGAGCUCCCGACUGGCUUGUUCAACUGGUUCGGCACCUUCUGGAAGAUCCCCGACACCUACGUUCUGCAGACCCAGUCGCUCGACUCGUACCUGUUCCUCCGCUACAUGCGCAUCCUGGUCGCCAUCUGCUUCUUCGGCUGCCUCAUCACCUGGCCCGUCCUGUUCCCCGUCAACGCCACCGGCGGCAACGGCGCCAAGGGUCUCAACACCCUGGCCUUUGGCAACCUGAACAAGAGCACCGAUGGCAAGUCCCGCAUGUACGCACACGUCUUCAUCGGAUGGAUCUUCUUCGCCUUUGUCCAGCUCAUGGUCUGCCGCGAGAGCAUCUUCUACAUCAACCUGCGCCAGGCCUUCCUCCUGUCGCCCGUCUACGCGAACCGCAUCUCCUCCCGCACCGUGCUCUUCACCUCCGUCCCCGAUGUGUACCUCGACGAGGCCAAGCUCCGCAAGGUCUUCGGCGACGAGGUCAAGCACGUCUGGAUCACCCGUGACACCGAGCAGCUCGACAAGCUCGUCGAGGAGCGCGACAAGACCGCCUUCAGGCUCGAGGGUGCCGAGACCAAGCUCAUCAAGCUCGCCAACAAGGAGCGCCUCAAGGCCGCCAAGAAGGGCCCCGCCACCGACCAGGAGCCCGUCGUCGCCACCGCCGACGCCGAGUCCGGAUCCAUCGCCGCCCGCUGGCUCCCAUCCAAGAAGCGCCCAACCCACCGCACCGGCCUCCUCGGCCUCUUCGGCUCCAAGGUCGACUCCAUCAACUGGUGCCGCGAGAAGCUCGAGAAGCUGAUCCCCGACACCGAGGUCGCGCGCGAGAAGUACAAGGCCGGCGCCGACAAGCACGUCAACGCCGUCUUCAUCGAGUUCCUCACCCAGUCCGCCGCACAGUCCGCGUACCAGUCCCUGUCCCACCACCAGGCCCUGCACAUGUCCCCCCGCUACAUCGGCAUGCACCCCAACGAGAUCGUCUGGAGCUCCCUGCGCAUCUCCUGGUGGCAGAAGGUCGUCCGCCGAUACGCCGUCCAGGCUUUCAUCGCUGCGCUCAUCAUCUUCUGGGCCAUCCCCGUCGCGGCUGUCGGUCUCAUCUCCAACGUGCCGCAGCUCGCUACCCUCUCGUGGCUCACGUGGCUCAACAAGAUCCCUUCCAAGAUUAUGGGUGUUGUCUCGGGUCUCCUUCCAUCUGUCCUCCUGUCCAUCCUCAUGUCCCUGGUCCCGAUCAUCAUGCGCAUCCUUGCCAAGCUCUCCGGCGAGCCCACCCUCGCGCGCGUCGAGCUGUUCACGCAGAACGCGUACUUCGCCUUCCAGGUCGUCCAGGUCUUCCUGGUCAUGACCAUCGGAUCCGCCGCCUCGUCUGUCGCCCAGCAGAUCGCCCAGAACCCAGGCUCCGUCACCAGUCUCCUGGCUACCAAGCUUCCCCUGGCCUCCAACUUCUACAUCUCCUACUUCAUCCUGCAGGGCCUGACCAUCGCCUCCGGCGUCGUCUCCCAGGUCAUCGGCUUCUUCAUCUUCGGCCUCCUCUACAAGUACCUCACCUCCACCCCGAGAUCCAUGUAUGCCAAGUGGACCACCCUGAGCGCCUUGUCAUGGGGUAGCAUUCUCCCCGUCUACUCCAACAUAGCUGUUAUUGCCAUCACCUACUCCCUCAUCGCCCCCCUCGUAAUGGGCUUCGCCACCGUCGGCAUAACCCUCUUCUACCUCGCCUACCGCUACAACAUCCUCUUCGUAACUGACAACACCAUCGACACAAAGGGCCUCAUCUACCCCCGCGCCCUCCAGCACCUCCUCACCGGCGUCUACCUCGCCGAGAUCUGCAUGAUCGGGCUCUUCGGUAUCUCCGCCGCCAUCGGGCCCAUCAUCCUGAUGGUUGUCGCGCUGGUGGGGACGGUCCUGUUUCACAUCGCGAUGAACUCCGCCCUGGACCCGCUGCUGUAUAACCUCCCCAAGUCCCUGGAGGCGGAGGAGGAGCUCCUUGCGCUUGAGUCGGGGUCGAGCACUGCUAUCCCCGGUGUCUUGGGCGCCCAGAAAGGCGGGAAGUCCCACGAGGCUGGCGCUUCUGCUGACCCCGCCCUCCUGGCUUCUGAGGCUACGGGCGAGAAGACUGUCGCUUCCCUCCCCGCCUCACCGCACGCAAAGCCAAACAUCUUGACCAAAUUCCUCAAGCCGCACAUCUACGCCGACUACGCCACCCUCCGCCGUCUCGUCCCCCACGACGUGGCGGGCGCUAUAUCAAACUACAGCCCUGAGGUCGAGCGCGACGCGUACUUGCCUCCCAGUGUUAAGUCUGAGACCCCGCUGCUCUGGAUCCCGAGAGAUGAGAUGGGCAUCUCGAGACAGGAGAUAGCGCAUACGGCGAAGGUGAUUCCGAUUACGGAUGAGGGGGCGGCGUUGGAUGAGAAGGGAGCUGUUUAUUGGGUUGCGGAGAAGGAGGAGGGGGCUCGGCCGCCGAUUUGGGAGGAGAAGACUUAUUAUUAGAUAAGCAGUCUCUGUGUAAUAGGGAACGUCGUUUUAGGUGUUUGCGAUAGGAGGUGGGGGUGUGGUUAAUGUUACGGGGAAUCGUAUACCCUUUCCUUUCUUUUCUUGGAUUUAAAUCUUUACGGAUUGGUGGGGGGGGUGAUGUACAAGGUUGGCUUUAAUUUUGAUAUCAAAAAUAUAGUGUGGUGUUUUCCUUGUAUGUUUUGUCUUCCUUGUUUGUUUAUUUACUUUUUCUGGUUUGUUUAUUUACUCUUUCUGGAUGU